Zalophus californianus (California sea lion) is the source of this 1781-nucleotide messenger RNA. RefSeq names its product 40S ribosomal protein S4, X isoform-like. The record is from RefSeq and is a predicted model, not a curated record. Bases 876 to 1667 code for a protein of 263 amino acids. NCBI's taxonomy places the organism in Eukaryota, Metazoa, Chordata, Mammalia, Carnivora, Otariidae. The transcript has 5 exons. Gene Ontology annotation, molecular function: RNA binding; structural constituent of ribosome. Gene Ontology annotation, biological process: translation. Gene Ontology annotation, cellular component: cytosolic small ribosomal subunit; ribosome.
CAGCGCUGAGCGACCUAGGCUUGCUCUCAUCGACAAAGAUGAAAUGUCAUCCCUUUGCAUGCAGAGGGCGAACUAGUACCUCCAGAAAUCUCCCGGGUGCCGCGGGUCGGAUUCCGGCGGCCAGGACCAGGUGUCCGCUCGCAUUCUGGCCUGAGUGGCAGCUUUUCUGGCCUGGACUACAUUUCCCACAGACGCUGCGGCUCGAGGCUGCGUCGGCCGAGAACCGGGCGUCUCGUCCGGUGCCUACGGCGACGCUCCAGCUGCCCGGGGUGAGGCCCCUGAAGGCCUGGCGGUUGCCUCCCGCCGACCCGCUCCGCCUACCAGCCGCCCGCGUCGGGCCUCGCGGUUCUGUUUGGCGCCGAGAAGCUGUAGAUGAGCACGAGCCCAGCUUGCGCGCGGAGAGGAAUCCGGAGGCCUGCUGCCCGCUUCCGGCCUGCAUUUCCCGGAGGACUCGCAGGCGGACGCGACAUUCCUCAGGAUUUCGGCCGCUUUGCGGGAUGGCGAGACCGUUGGCUUCCCCGAGUUAGCUGCUGCCGGGCCUUUGGAGUCCGGUGCAACUUGGCCAGUUUGGGCCAGCCCGCAGCUAGGGAAGGACUAGGGUGAGGAGUUCAGUUUCUAUUGCUAAGAGGAAGAGUAAAGAACGAUUAUUGAACAUCUAGAGGCCAAGAUCAAGAUCAACAGACAAGAAAUCAAGGUACAGAAGAACUCAAUGCCAUCUAUAGAUUGACAGCAGACAUUACAUAACCUGCUCAUAGCUCAAGCAGAAGAAAACUGAAGCCUUACUGUAUGGAGGUGUCAGAAAAUUGCAGCUCACAGAGCAGCAGGAAAUACAGAGGGUGAAACACUGGAAGAAAGAGACCUACAGAAACGCAGCCAUGCCUCGUGGUCCCAAGAAGCAUCUGAAGCGUGUAGCAGCUCCAAAGCAUUGGAUGCUGGAUAAACUGACUGGUGUGUUUGCUCCUCGCCCAUCUACUGGUCCCCAUAAGCUGAGAGAAUGUCUCCCUCUCAUCAUUUUCCUAAGGAACAGACUUAAGUAUGCCCUCACAGGAGACGAAGUAAAGAAGAUCUGUAUGCAACGUUUUAUUAAGAUUGAUGGCAAGGUCCGAACUGAUAUAACCUACCCUGCUGGUUUUAUGGAUGUCAUCAGCAUUGACAAGACCGGGGAGAAUUUCCGUCUGAUCUAUGACACCAAGGGUCGCUUUGCUGUUCAUCGGAUUACACCUGAGGAGGCCAAGUAUAAGUUGUGCAAAGUGAGAAAGAUCUUUGUGGGGACAAAAGGAAUCCCUCAUCUGGUGACUCAUGAUGCACGCACCGUCCGCCGUCCUGAUCCCCUCAUCAAGGUGAAUGAUACCAUUCAGAUUGAUUUGGAGACUGGGAAGAUUACUGAUUUCAUCAAGUUUGAUACUGGUAACCUGUGUAUGGUGACUGGGGGUGCCAACCUGGGAAGAAUUGGUGUGAUCACCAACAGAGAGAGACACCCUGGUUCGUUUGAUGUGGUUCAUGUGAAAGAUGCCAAUGGCAACAGCUUUGCCACCCGACUCUCCAACAUUUUUGUUAUUGGCAAAGGCAACAAACCCUGGAUUUCUCUUCCCCGUGGAAAGGGUAUCCGCCUCACCAUCGCUGAAGAGAGAGACAAGAGACUGGCUGCCAAACAGAGCAGCGGGUAAAAUGGUCCCUAGGUGACGUGACUGGAAGACUUUAUACUUAAUUAAAGGUCAUACAGCACGAUAAAAAAAUAAAAAAAUAAAUAAAAAUAAAAAAACCCUCUUCAUUUCACAAUA